CCGUGCCCGGACCGCAUCAUCGAGGACGCCGGCGGUACUUUCGCCAUGGGCGCCGUGGGAGGUUCUGUGAUCCACCUCCUCAAGGGCCUCCACAACUCGCCCAAUGGCGCGCGAAUAAGCGGCGGCAUGCAGGCCGUGCGGUCGAACGCCCCGCGGAUCGGCGGGAGCUUCGCCGUGUGGGGCACCGUCUUCUCCAUCACCAGCUGCGCCGCGGUCUCCGUGCGCCAGAAGGAGGACCCCUGGAACUCCGUCGUCGCCGGCGCCGCCACGCACGGGUUCCUCCACCUGCGCAUGGGCCUCGGAGUUGCAGGCCGCAGGGCGGUCUAUGGCGGCUGUCUCCUCGCGCUCAUCGAGGGCGGCGCCCUCAUGCUAAAUCGUGUCUUCGACGCAAACAAGAACCCCCCGCCGCGGCCGCGCCCUGCUCAUGACCCCAGCUUGGCCACCGCGGCGACCCCAUGCCCGCCUCGGCCAGCCGUGUCCCCUGCAGACGUCGCGAGCUCGAGCGGUGGGGGUAGCUGGUUUGGCGGCCUCUUCGGCAAGGAGGAGGAGAAGGCCAGCAGCGGCAGUGGCGGCAGGUCGGAGGUAUUAGAAAGCUUUGAGGUACCCAGUCCUCCGGUGCCAUCAUCAUCUGAGUACAAGUGA
Messenger RNA from Triticum urartu, 642 nucleotides. The record is from RefSeq and is a predicted model, not a curated record. NCBI's taxonomy places the organism in Eukaryota, Viridiplantae, Streptophyta, Magnoliopsida, Poales, Poaceae.